UCACCCUGUACAUUAGUCUGAGCAGUUCAAUUCUGAGGCGAGGGUGUGGACCGAAUGGUAUGAAGUGUAGGUGUGUGUUCAGGCCUAGCCAAUCACGACGCGGCUCGGGUUUAUUUAUAAAUAACUUGUACCGCAUAAAGCCUCGUGUCGUGUUUACGUUGGGUUGACUCGCUCGUAUUGUUUGUUUUGAGCCAACUUUGAUUCAUCGAAUUAACAGCCCGACUCGGUAACUGAAGAAAUAGGAUUCGCGGGAAGUGAAAUACGAAACUAAAUCUACGAUAAACCAUGAAAUCUAUGGAACUAUUUUUAUCUAUUUUGGCCUUGACCCUAUUGUCAUGCAGUGCAGAAAACCCCUGCUGCUCCUUCCCAUGCCAGAACAAGGGCAUCUGCCUGACGGGCAGAGAACCCGGCUCCUACACCUGUGACUGCGGCAACUCGGACUUCUACGGCCCGCACUGCGAGACACCUACACUGACCAAGCGCCUGAAGUUGUUCCUCCGACCGUCCAGCGAGACCCUCCACAACUGGCUUGUGAGCCCCUCCCUCAAGUGGAUAUGGGACAUCAUCAACAACGUGGAGUUCUUACACAACUACGUCUUAAAAAGAAUCUAUUUGCUCAGGUCCAACGUUGUCGACAGCCCAGCCUUAUAUGAAACGGAGCACGCCUACCCCACCAUAGGCGCCUUCUUGAACAAAACCUACUACGCCAGGACCCUCCCUCCUGUGCCCCUGGAGUGUCCUACCCCAAUGGGGGUCAAAGGGCCAAAAGAACUUCCUGAUGUCAACUUACUGGUGGAGAAAUUUUUUACUCGCACAAAGUUCCGUCCAGAGCCCAUGGGCACCAGUGUGCUGAUGGCUUUCUUUGCUCAACACUUCACGCACAUGUUCUUCAAGACUGAUUACACCAAAGGUGUGGGGUACACCUGGGGAGGGCAUGGGGUGGAUGUCUCCUCCAUCUACGGGAAAGACACAGAGGUGGAGCUGUGGUUACGGAGUGGAGUUGAUGGGAAGCUAAAAAUGCAGACAGUCAACAACGAGGAGUACCCGAUGUACAACAAGGACGUGCCUGUCAAGAUGACGUACGCCCCUAAUGUACCAGAACACCACAGAUUCGCCAUGGGCCACCCUUUCUAUGGCCUCUUGCCUGGUUUGUUUCUAUACCAGACCAUCUGGAUGAGGGAACAUAACCGCGUCUGUGAUAUUUUAAAGGGAGAGCACCCUGACUGGGAUGAUGAAAGGCUCUUCCAAACUGGAAAGCUGAUUAUUUUAGGUGAAACCUUAAAAAUUGUAGUAGAAGACUACGUCCAGCACCUGGCCAACUACAACAUAGAAAUCAAGUUCAAGCCCACGGUUUUGUUCGGGGAACACUUCCAGUACCAGAAUAAAAUCAACGCAGAGUUCAACGACCUGUACCACUGGCACCCCCUGAUGCCGGAUGAGUUCAACAUCAGCGGCACCAUUUACCCCAUGAAAGACUUCAUGUUCCACUCGGAGCUUGUGCUCAAGCACGGGACAGCCAGUUUCACAGAGUCUUUGUCGAGGCAGCGAGCAGGGCAUAUGUCCCAUCACAACCACGGGCCUUCAACUAUAGGUGUGGUAAGGGACACAAUCCUCCAUGGUAGAAAGUUGAGGUACCAGUCGUUGAACAACUACAGGAGACGGUUUAACCUUGAACCAUACGAGUCAUUUGAAGAUUUAACAGGUGAAAAGGAAAUGGCAGCAGAGCUGGAGAAACUUUAUCUAGAUAUAGAAGCAGUAGAGUUCUACGUUGGAAUACUGGUUGAGAAGCGGAGGGUAAAAAAUCUGUUUGGCUCUACCAUAGUAGAGAUCGGAGGACCUUUCUCUGUGAAAGGGUUGAUGUCCAACCCAAUCUGUAGCAGACACUACUGGAAGCCCUCGACCUUUGGCGGGGAGGUGGGCUUCAACAUCAUCAAAACUGCAACUCUUAAAAGUUUAUUUUGCAAUAACAUAAAGGGCCCAUGCCCGCUAGUGACAUUUAGGGUUCCUGACUUUAAAGAAGGGGAUGUAGAUGAGUUAAAUAAUUUCAGGCUUAAAACUGAGUUGUAGAAUAAAUAGUUUGUUGUUUUUAAAUUCUAGGAAAUAUUUUUAUUGAAAUUUAUAAACUUGUAUAUAAAUGAUGUGAAAGUAUGUGUGAAAAAUAACUCGUGUACAUAGAACAUUGAUGUGGAUUGGUGUUAAUUUGCGAGCAUGGUUUUAUUGAAUGCCUGAGAACACUAUUUAAAUUUGUGUUCAGAUUUUUAUUGUUUUAUCAUGUUGAUUAAAGUACUUGCCUAACGUUUUUAUUGAUGGUUAUAUCUUGUCGAAGAUGUAAACAGUUCUACGGUCUGUGAUCAGCAUCACUAAAGUAACCACAGGCUUAUAAACAUAUACCAUCCUUGAUAUUAAUCAACAUCCUUGAAGGUGGCCACAAGUAGAUCAACAUAUCGUCCUCAUUGGUUGAAAUAUUUUUAUCCAUAACAACACGUUGACAGGGAAAACAUCCUUUGAAGUCAACAGUUAACCAAUGGCAUAAACAUCCUUGAUGAUGAGUCCAAACAUCUGGAUGUUUAGUAACAUCCGUGAUGAAGACCACACACAGACAAACACACUUCCUGUAAAAUUCAACACAGCUUGUCAUCACCAAGGUAACCAAGGUAACACACUACAAACAUGCUGUUUACCAUGUUUGUUUACAAAAAAGUAAUUCCAUCAUUUCAUGGAUGAAAUAAACAAAUGACAAAAAAAUUACAAAUGUAUAAACUUCAUGCAUAAAAUGAAUGUGUCUGUGGAUUUUCAGAUGAACAUAUUGUAAGGUGCAUACAAGCAAAAUGACAUAACUAUUAUUUUUUUGUUAUUGUAAGGUGCAUACAAGCAAAAUGACAUAACUAUUAUUUUUUUGUUAUUGUAAGGUGCAUACAAGCAAAAUGACAUAACUAUUAUUUUUUUGUUAUUGUAAGGUGCAUACAAGCAAAAUGACAUAACUAUUAUUUUUUUGUUAUUGUAAGGUGCAUACAAGCAAAAUGACAUAACUAUUAUUUUUUUGUUAUUGUAAGGUGCAUACAAGCAAAAUGACAUAACUAUUAUUUUUUUGUUAUUGUAAGGUGCAUACAAGCAAAAUGACAUAACUAUUAUUUUUUUGUUAUUGUAAGGUGCAUACAAGCAAAAUGACAUAACUAUUAUUUUUUUGUUAUUGUAAGGUGCAUACAAGCAAAAUGACAUAACUAUUAUUUUUUUGUUAUUGUAAGGUGCAUACAAGCAAAAUGACAUAACUAUUAUUUUUUUGUUAUUGUAAGGUGCAUACAAGCAAAAUGACAUAACUAUUAUUUUUUUGUUAUUGUAAGGUGCAUACAAGCAAAAUGACAUAACUAUUAUUUUUUUGUUAUUGUAAGGUGCAUACAAGCAACAUGACAUAACUAUUAUUUUUUUGUUAUUGUAAGGUGCAUACAAGCAACAUGACAUAACUAUUAUUUUUUUGUUAUUGUAAGGUGCAUACAAGCAAAAUGACAUAACUAUUAUUUUUUUGUUAUUGUAAGGUGCAUACAAGCAAAAUGACAUAACUAUUAUUUUUUUGUUAUUGUAAGGUGCAUACAAGCAAAAUGACAUAACUAUUAUUUUUUUGUUAUUGUAAGGUGCAUACAAGCAAAAUGACAUAACUAUUAUUUUUUUGUUAUUGUAAGGUGCAUACAAGCAAAAUGACAUAACUAUUAUUUUUUUGUUAUUGUAAGGUGCAUACAAGCAAAAUGACAUAACUAUUAUUUUUUUGUUAUUUCCAUCCAAAGCUGUUCAAACAUUAUUUAUUAAAAAACAA
This is a messenger RNA of Physella acuta, 3808 nucleotides long. RefSeq names its product prostaglandin G/H synthase 2. The record is from RefSeq and is a predicted model, not a curated record. Lineage: Eukaryota; Metazoa; Mollusca; Gastropoda; Physidae. Gene Ontology annotation, cellular component: neuron projection; cytoplasm. Gene Ontology annotation, biological process: response to oxidative stress; cyclooxygenase pathway. Gene Ontology annotation, molecular function: peroxidase activity; prostaglandin-endoperoxide synthase activity; heme binding.